Messenger RNA from Seriola aureovittata, 5185 nucleotides. RefSeq names its product contactin 3a, tandem duplicate 1 (gene cntn3a.1). Gene Ontology annotation, biological process: brain development; cell-cell adhesion. The coding region runs from base 689 to 3778 and encodes 1029 amino acids. Lineage: Eukaryota; Metazoa; Chordata; Actinopteri; Carangiformes; Carangidae. The record is from RefSeq and is a predicted model, not a curated record. The transcript has 23 exons. Gene Ontology annotation, molecular function: cell-cell adhesion mediator activity.
UCCCAUGUGCCACUGCCGCCGCGCGCGCAGGCAGCCACAGUCCUCCUCCUGUGGACGAGCCGGACGCUGAGACUGAACACCGACGCAACCAGACCGUGAACACUUUUUUUCUGCCCGGCCCCCUCCCAAAAAAACCCCAAAAAACCAAAAAAAAAAAACCAUUGUUCUGUGAAAUUUUAAAAACCUUCACACCGCACAAUUCCGUUAGAAGAAGCCACCGCUGCCGGGUUUGGUUAGUAUCAGCGGUGCGGGCAGGAGAGCCACGGUUCCCUCAAUGAACGUACCGGAGAACGGAGAGUGUGGGGAGCGGAGGAGCAGGCUGCUAGCAACUAACCCCGACUCUAAAAACACCGAAGGGACUGAAGGUGGAAAGAGUGAACGCUAACGUGUUGGGUAGCUCGUCCUAACAGCAGGGUAAAGACACGAGAGGAGUUUGGCUCCAUUUCUACGGGAACGAGUUGGGGAACCGAACUUAACUGUCGCCGUCGUACUCGAUGCUGGGAGCUACUGGGCUGAGGCAGGAGUGAGGAGAUGCGCGGUGUAACAUGGAUAUCCGAGAAGGGAUAAACAUCAGCAAACACCGCAGGGGACUUUCUCAGACGAACGGUGAAAGUGCUGGAUAAGACAAAGCCAGGAUUCUACACACUUGUGAUUGGAUGUGAGCUUGUGUUGACCUGAGACCAUUGAAAUGGAGUUGCUAUGGAAACUUAUACUGCUGCUGUCAUUGGUGGACUGUCUGACAGGAAGUGGAGUCCUGCUGAGACCCGUGUUCACCAAACAACCUGGCAGUGUGGUGUUUCCCCUUCAGCCUGGUGAGAAUCGCAGAGAGGUGGUGUUUAGCUGUGAGGCACAGGGACACCCACCGCCCUUCUACAGGUGGAAGCUAAAUGAGUCUUUCAUCCUGCCCAGACCAGGGUCACGUUACUCUCUCAUGGGAGGAAACUUACACAUCAGCCGUCUGAAUAAAGAGGAAGAUGUUGGCAUCUAUCAGUGCCUGGCAUCAAACUCUUUUGGCACCAUCGUCAGCAGAGAGGCCAGUCUGCACAUUGCAUACCUGGAGAACUUCAAGACGCAGAGAAGAAGUCCAGUGAGGGUUCGAGAAGGUCAAGGAGUGGUCUUACUGUGUGGCCCGCCGCCCCACUCUGGAGAGCUCACCUUCACGUGGAUCUUCAAUGAGUACCCGUCGUUUGUCAUCCAGGACACUCGGCGAUUCGUGUCCCAGAAGACGGGCAACCUCUACAUCGCCAAAGUGGAGCCCUCUGAUGUGGGCAACUACACUUGUGUAGUCACCAACACAGUCACCAAAAGCAGUGUGCAAGGACCACCGACUCCCCUGGUGCUGCGGGUUGACGGUGUGAUGGGUGAAUACGAGCCAAAAAUCGAAGUCCAGUUCCCCGAAAUUGUUCCUGUCGCUAAGAGCUCAACUGUCAAACUGGAAUGUUUUGCACUCGGAAACCCAGUGCCAACCAUCAGUUGGAGAAGAGUGGAUGGAGCCUCUUUUGGCAGGAAGGUGGACAUAAAUAAAGCCAGCGGAGUUUUAGAGAUCCCAUACUUCCAGCAGGAGGAUGCAGGGAUAUAUGAGUGUGUAGCUGAAAACAGCAGAGGAAGAAACUCGGUGAAAGGAAAGCUGUCUUUCUAUGCUCCACCUCACUUGACCGAGAAGCCGCAGGACGUUCAGAAGACCAUCGAUGACACUCUGGUGUGGGAAUGCAAAGCCAGCGCCAAGCCCAAACCUUCGUACCGCUGGCUGAAGAACGGAGAACCUCUGGACCCCAUGGAGCAGGACAGAGUUCAGACGAAUAAUGGAGUGCUGACGAUCAGCAGCCUGAGUCUGGCUGACAUCGCCAUGUACCAGUGUGUGGCGGAGAACAAGCAUGGCCGAAUUUUCACCAACGCUGAGCUACGAGUCAUAGCCAUCGCUCCGGACUUCUCCCAGAAUUUGCUGAAGGCCCAAACUCUGGCCCGACAGGGUGGCGACAUUCUGAUCGAAUGCAAGCCCAGGAUGUCUCCCCGUGGCGUGAUUUCCUGGAGGAAAGGGAAGGAAGCCCUGAGAGAGAGCCACAGAGUUACAGUGUUGGAUAAUGGCAGCCUUCGGAUUUCCAAUGUUAGUAAAAUGGACGCUGGACUCUACACGUGUGUGGCCAGAAACCAGUUUGGAGUGGCGAGCAGUGCCGGAAGCCUUUUGGUUAAAGAGCCGACUGUGAUCACCAGUCCAGCGGGUCAUCUGGACGUUACCGUAGGUGAGAGCAUUGUGCUGCCCUGCCAGGUAUCUCAUGACCCCACGCUGGACCUCAAGUUCACCUGGUUCUUCAACGAGCAGCUCAUCCACUUUGGAAGCCACGGGGCUUAUUUUGAAAAAGUUGGUGGGCGCUCAGCUGGUGACAUCAUGAUCCGAAACAUUCAACUGAGGCAUGCUGGGAAAUACACGUGUGCCGUUCAGACCAAGGUGGACAGUGUCUCUAUUGCCACGGAUGUGGUCGUCAGAGGUCCCCCUGGCCCCCCUGUAGACUGUCAGGUGACUGAGAUGACAGAGACCACUGCCUCGCUGUCCUGGGGACUGGGCAUGGAUAACCACAGCCCCAUCCUCAGCUACACCAUCCAGGCCAGAACGCCCUUUUCUCUCGGGUGGCAAGCCGUCACCACUGUUCCUGAGCUGCUCGGGGGGAAGCAGCUGUCAACCACUGUCACUGACUUGAGUCCCUGGGUGGAGUAUGAGUUCAGAGUCCUGGCAACCAACAACAUAGGAACAGGAGAGCCCAGCAAACCCUCCAAAAAGGCCCGCACCAAAGAAAUGCUUCCCAGGGUGACCCCAGCCAGAGUGAAUGGUGGUGGUGGUGGGCGUUCAGAGCUGGUCAUCACAUGGGAGCCUGUUCCUGAGGAGCUGCAGAGCGGUCCAGGCUUUGGCUACGUGGUAGCUUUCCGCCCACUUGGGGCACAAGGCUGGAUGCAGGCCGCUGUCACGUCCCCAGAUGCCUCUAGAUAUGUCUUCAAGAAUGAGAGCAUCCCUCCCUUCUCCCCCUACCAAGUCAAAGUCGGGGUUUACAACAACAAGGGGGAAGGCCCUUUUAGUCCGGUUACCACCAUCCACUCAGCGGAGGAAGAGCCCAGCAGAGCUCCAGGGAGGCUGAGGGCGAGGAGUGUAUCAGCGUCCGAGGUAGAGGUCACCUGGAGGCCGCUGGCCUGGAGCAACAACCGCAGACGCAUCCUGGGCUAUGAGUUGCAGUACUGGGGCGAGAGGGAAAAGCAGGACACAGCCAGUCUGAUCAGGACAGUGGGGAAUAAAACUUCAGUACUCAUCAGGGAUCUGGAGGGCAGCAGUACCUAUUACAUGUCCCUCCGGGCCUAUAACAGCGCUGGAGUGGGUCCACAGAGUGUCAUAGUCAAUGUCACAACCAAGAAACCACCGCCUAGUCAAGCCCCGGUCAAAAUAAUGUGGAACACUUCCAACUCCAAGGUCAUCCUGAGGUGGGACAAAGUACAUGCUCUGGAGAACGAGUCAGAAGUCACAGGAUAUAAGGUGAUGUACAGCCAGGACAAACACAGCCGGCCCAGUGUGGUGGAGACCAACACCACCUCCUUGGAGUUGUCGCUGCCAGUCAACCAGGACUACGUCAUCCAGAUUAAACCCUUCAGUGAGGGCGGGGAAGGCAGCAGCAGCCGCCAGAUAACCAUCCCCAAGAUAGCAGGCUCCACACCCAUAGGAGCAGCCCCAGAGGCCUCUGCAUAUCCCUUGGUUAACCUCGCAGCCCUAAUCCUCACAGCCAGGACUGUGCUAUGACAAACGUGUGCAGGACCCAGGCACUACAGCUGCUUAUUAAGAGGUGAAACAGCAGGUCAAAGACAAGAAGAGACUGACAGCAGCAUUUCCACCUGCUCCCUACCCUACCCUACUGUGUCUUUCCUCUUCCGUCUACAAAGAUCUCUUUGUGAGGAAGAUUCUUUUCCUCUACCUUUCUAAAGGAGUUACUGAAAGGAAGUGGCUCUUUCAGAAGUUGUGUUUAUGGAACUGAAAGGACACCGUGACUUGACUGCAGUUUCUUUGAAGAUGUUUUUCUUUUUCAAUGCUCCGUUCUAACCAAUGGGAUUCUCAAAUGGAUUUCACCAUGGAGGCCCGAUGUUGUGUGAUGCACAGUAGGAUGUGUAUAUGCUUUCUCUGUGGGACUGUGCAGGUUUUGUUAAAUGGAUAUGUAUGUACCACUGGACUUUUCUCGGAUGAUGGGAUUGUAUCUUAACUGGGGAUGGAGGACAGCUAAAGCAACUCAUUCUCAAACGAGUGAAGUUAUAUUUAAGCUUGACUUAAGACAAAAAAUGGAUUGAAGUCAUUUUCCUCCUCUCUCUCUCUGGACUGUUUUUGAGAAACUUCCUGAACUUUCUCAAAAGAAAAACCAACUGUUACUAAUCCUUACAAGAAAAAAAAAAAAAGAAAACAGGGAGCUAAGCCUCAUUGCUUUAUGACAAACCAGAAUUUGGGACCUUUGUAACUUUGCCUGGAUUUUAUUCAUGCUUUUACGUUAUACCACGUUUCAUCGAAACCUCAGAGUUGCCAUGAAACUGACUGGAACCAAAGGUAUUGAGCCAACAAGGUUCAGUUCCACCUGUUGUAUCAUUGUGAGAAAAUGCAGCGCGUACACCCCCCCCCCCCCAAUAUGGCUUCCAUCGGCUUGUGUUGAUUGAAUCGAUGUCUCCCUCAUCCAUGAUAAGUGUGUAACAAAGGCACGCUGAGCAUUGUGUGAGCCGCAUUGUUGUACACUGUAUGUAUGAAAUCCUCAGGUCCCAAAUGAGCCUUAAGUCUUAUGAUUAUUAUCCAUGUUUUUAUUAUUCAAGGAAAUUUUUAUUUAUUUUCCUCCUCUGUUUUUAUCCACAUUGUGUUUUGGCUCACUCAUGCUAUAAUUUAUGAAUAACUGACCUUACUGUACCCUGAGUAUGUUCCAGAUUUUUUCACUUUUGUUACUUUGUAGAUCAUAUUUUUGGGCGUUUUGGGCUCAGAAACAACAUGCCUUUCUCCUAUGUCUUUCAUGAUGAGCACUGUAAUACAGUACAAGUGGCAGCUUAUUACUUAGUAGGGAUGGUAUUUUACUGUCAGCUGCUGUUUGGCAUGAGAUUGGUCAGUGUACGUACCUACGUUUGCUUAGGAUGUCUGAAUGGAUCAACCUGCUUUUAAUAAACAUAAUGCCAUUUUCCUCCA